UUUUAGAGAGAGAGAGAGUAGCAAGAUAGGAAAUUAUACUAGGUUAGAAUAGAAAAAAAUGGGUCGGAAGAGGUUUGGUGUGUUGAUGUGUGCAGAAGAUUCAGAACAUGUGAUAAAGAUAUACGGAGGGUAUUUUAGGGUAUUCAUGAAAAUGUUGGAGGAGGAAAAUGAGACUUGGGACAUGUACAAGGUUUCAUGUGGAGAGUUUCCUAAAGAUGAUGAUUUGUGUCUCUAUGAUGGCUUUGUGAUUUCAGGUAGUUGUAGUGAUGCUUAUGGAAAUGACAAAUGGAUUUGUGACCUUGUUACCUUGAUUAAGAAAUUGGACUCCAUGCAUACAAAAAUUCUAGGCAUUUGUUUUGGCCACCAGGUACUUGGUCGUGCAUUGGGAGGUAAGGUGGCUCCCUCUCCUUCUGGUUGGGACAUUGGUGUGAGAAGCAUAACAUUGUCAUCACAUGUUUCCUUCCCUUCUCUCAACCUUCCAACAAAGCUUUCCAUUAUCGAAUGCCACAGGGAUGAGAUACAAGAAUUGCCUAAAAAGGCAGAAGUGAUUGCUUGGUCGGAUAAAACUGGAAUUGAGAUGUUUAAGUAUGGACAUCAUAUUAUGGGAAUUCAAGGUCAUCCUGAAUAUUCUAGAGAUAUUCUUUUGAAUCUUAUUGAUCGUCUAAUCCAGAGAAAUUUCAUCAUGGAAGCUUUUGCUAUAGGAGCAAGGGAGAAGGCCGUUGUGUUACAGCCAGAUACAAAUGUCUGGAAAAGACUCUGCAUCAACUUUCUCAAGAAUGGAUUUUGAAUGGAAUAGAUUGAAGAGUGGAAAUUCAUCUAAGUGAUCAUCUAAAAAAGUUUAAAUGAAAGUUAGUAGGACGAUAUAAGUGUUUGCACUGAGAUUGAUGUAGCUUAGAAUUAAAAGUAGGGAUGAGUAUAGGUUAGACGGUUCGUGAGAGGCCUAUAUUAAGUCUGAA
This is a messenger RNA of Cicer arietinum (chickpea), 956 nucleotides long. RefSeq names its product gamma-glutamyl peptidase 5-like. Gene Ontology annotation, cellular component: cytosol. NCBI's taxonomy places the organism in Eukaryota, Viridiplantae, Streptophyta, Magnoliopsida, Fabales, Fabaceae. The record is from RefSeq and is a predicted model, not a curated record.